This is a messenger RNA of Rhododendron vialii, 1086 nucleotides long. RefSeq lists its product as uncharacterized. Gene Ontology annotation, biological process: intracellular protein transport; Golgi to plasma membrane protein transport; protein localization to organelle. NCBI's taxonomy places the organism in Eukaryota, Viridiplantae, Streptophyta, Magnoliopsida, Ericales, Ericaceae. The transcript is spliced from 7 exons. Gene Ontology annotation, cellular component: Golgi apparatus. Gene Ontology annotation, molecular function: GTPase activity; GTP binding. Bases 246 to 851 code for a protein of 201 amino acids. The record is from RefSeq and is a predicted model, not a curated record.
AAAACCGAAGAAUUCGAGAGUUUUGCAAUUGGGGAUUGCCAGAGCAGAGAGAGAGAGAGAGAGAAGCAGCUUGUAGGAGCUCUACAAUUUCCCCCAAAAUCCACAAUAGCCAUUUGCACGCUUCUGCGCCCAGAAAUAUUGGGAUUAUGAGCAUUAGGUGAAUAUAGUCAGAAGAUAUGGCGGGAGGUUCUUCUUCCGCUUGAAGGUCUCAAAGAACAGAUUAAAGAUAGACACAUCAUUUAGAGAUGUUUUCAUUAUUUUAUGGACUUUGGAAGUAUAUAUUCAGCAAGACGGAGUUUCAUGUUCUUAUUCUCGGAAUUGACAAGGCUGGGAAAACGACUUUACUGGAGAAGUUGAAAGCACAUUACUCAAACCUGGAAGGCCUGCCUCCUGAUAGAAUAGUUCCCACUGUGGGGCUAAACAUUGGGCGGGUAGAAGUGUUAAAUUCAAAGCUAGUGUUCUGGGACCUGGGAGGUCAGCUUGGUCUUCGCUCGAUCUGGGAAAAGUAUUAUGAAGAAGCACAUGCUGUGGUAUUUGUCGUCGAUGCUGCCUGCCCAUCGCGUUUUGAAGAUUCAAAAUCUGCACUAGAAAAGGUCCUUCGGCAUGAGGAUCUGCGAGGAGCCCCUCUUUUGAUAUUAGCAAACAAGCAGGAUCUUGCCGAUGCUGUAUCAGCUGAAGAACUUGCUCGAUAUCUAGACCUUAAGAAAUUGGAUGAAAGGGCUUACACAUUUGAAGGUGUUUCGGCUUAUGAUGGGACGGGAAUUAAAGAAAGCGUGGAUUGGCUUGUCGAGGUUAUGGAGAGAAGCAAGAGAACAGAAAUGCUGAGAGUCCGUGCUGGCGUACCCGCGUAGCAAACUCAGGAUCUGCAUAGAGGAGAUUAUAUCAUUAUAAUUUGGAUUUUUUUUUUUGCUUUUGUAACUUUUGUACUUAGAUUAUGGUUCAACAUAACCUACACGUUUGGACUUGAUCACCAAUUGGUUUCAAGCUCACAGUUUAUGCCUCUGUAUUGGUUUCUUAUUGGUUCAACUGGAUAUGAUUUUAUUUUGAGAAAUAGUUGAUUCUUGAGUGACAAAUCUGUUUAAUUCA